Molecule: messenger RNA, 369 nt
Organism: Pedinophyceae sp. YPF-701
Lineage: Eukaryota; Viridiplantae; Chlorophyta; Pedinophyceae
Source: the annotation of a GenBank genome assembly
AUGACGAGGCACGAGGCGAAGUGCGCGGCGGUGCGGUUCGAUGGAGCGCCGGCGUCCCUGGUCGACGUGCACUGCCUGAUAGAGCGCACGCGUCGCCGCGGGGAGGCCGGGGCGGUAGGGAGCCGCGAGGACGGCGAAAUCAGCGUCGGGGCGUUCGUGGAGUACUUUGCCAGGCAGCUGUUCCGCGCUCUGGAUCCCGAGGCGCGCGGCUUUGUGUCGAAUGAGGUGGUGCUGGACGGCUUGCGCGAAGUGGCGCCCGGGCUGUCGCGCAGCACGCUCGAGCAGGUGGUGGCCGCGCUGGACACGGACGUCGACGGGCGCAUCGGGCGCAGCGAGUUCAUCACGGCCGUGCGCGGCCGCGUGGGGUAG